Periophthalmus magnuspinnatus is the source of this 4139-nucleotide messenger RNA. It is a transcript of the gene tmem184c, whose product is annotated as transmembrane protein 184C. Lineage: Eukaryota; Metazoa; Chordata; Actinopteri; Gobiiformes; Gobiidae. The coding region runs from base 476 to 1834 and encodes 452 amino acids. The transcript has 10 exons. Gene Ontology annotation, molecular function: transporter activity. The record is from RefSeq and is a predicted model, not a curated record. Gene Ontology annotation, biological process: transport.
GGGAAAGGGCGGAAGUGCGUUCGAUAGCAGGAAGUACAGUUAACAGCAAUGGCAAAACAUCUCUGGAAACUUUUUGGAGCAUAAACAGGAUUGGAAACUGUCCUAUACAGUGAAGUUUUUUUACCAGCGAUUUACAUUUUAUAAGCAAAUGCUGAAAUAGUGUUGCGACAGUCGUUUAAAAUAUGAGAAAGCUAAAGCGUGGGUCAUGUGCUUUGUUUGUUUACACGAUGAAACAGCUGAUAUGCUAAUAUUAGCCAGCUGACCAGACAGGUGAAAAAUCUGUGAUAAGAACUUAAAAUGACCACGUAAUUGCAUCGACUUGACUGAAAUAUCAUGUAAACCUAAACUGCCUACUCUGUUGAUGAAAGAAUGUCAAGCUAAAUGUCCCGAGGCUUACAUCUUGUGAGACGAGUUAAAUCGUUUAGUGACACGGCCCUGCGUGAGAUUGAAAGGCCUUCAGCUUCUACAUGACAAAAUGCCGUGCUCUUGCGGGAACUGGAGGAGAUGGAUCCGUCCGCUGGUGGUCUUUUUGUACAUUUUACUUUUACUGGUGGUUCUGCCCCUGUGCAUAUGGGAACUGCAGAAAUCAGAGGUUGGGACUCACAAUAAAGCCUGGUUCAUUGCUGGGAUAUUUGUCUUCAUGACCAUACCUAUAUCAUUAUGGGGUAUUCUGCAGCAUUUAGUGCACUACACCCAGCCUGAACUUCAGAAACCAAUCAUUAGAAUACUAUGGAUGGUCCCAAUUUAUAGCCUUGACAGUUGGAUUGCGCUGAAGUACCCGAGUAUAGCCAUUUAUGUGGACACAUGCAGGGAGUGCUAUGAGGCCUAUGUCAUAUAUAACUUCAUGACGUUCCUGCUAAAUUACCUGGAGAACCAGUACCCCAGUCUGGUGAUGAUGCUGGAGGUCCAGGAACAGCAAAAGCACCUGCCCCCCCUCUGCUGCUGUCCUCCCUGGCCUAUGGGAGAGGUUCUGCUGUUGCGGUGUAAGCUGGGAGUGCUGCAGUACACAGUUGUCAGACCGGUCACCACUGUCAUUGCCUUGAUCUGUCAACUCUGUGGCGUGUAUGACGAAGGCAACUUCAGCUCCAAAAAUGCAUGGACAUAUCUCGUGAUCUUCAACAACAUGUCACAACUGUUUGCCAUGUACUGUCUGGUGCUGUUCUACAGAGCUCUGAGAGAUGAGCUGAGUCCAAUUAAACCGGUCGGCAAGUUCCUCUGUGUCAAGAUGGUGGUCUUUGUCUCUUUCUGGCAAGCUGUGUUCAUUGCGUUGCUGGUUAAAGUUGGAGUCAUCUCAGAAGAACAUACCUGGGACUGGAAGAGCGUGGAAGCUGUAGCCACUGGUUUGCAGGAUUUUGUCAUCUGUGUGGAGAUGUUCCUGGCAGCCAUAGCACAUCACUUCAGCUUCACAUAUAAGCCUUACAUCCAGGAGGCUGAGGAGGGAUCCUGCUUCGACUCCUUCAUGGCCAUGUGGGACAUAUCUGAUGUGAGGGCCGAUAUUUCUGAACAGGUUCGCAAUGUUGGGAGAACUGUCAUGGGUCGCCCGAGGAAAUCUUACUUUGGCGAGGACGGGAAUGAUGGGGAGCGCUCCGGCCUCCUGUCCUCCGCCUCUCAGGACGCCAUCACGGAGCAGCUCUAUAACUCCGGCUCCUCCAAGGGUCAGUACGAGGGCCUGGGUCGGACUCACACCCCCCACUCUGUCUCUGCCCCUGCGGGACUCAACUCUGCCCAGUGGGACGAGGGCUACGAGGCCACGGCUGAAGACUCCCAGGAACAAGACCGAAGGACGAGCCAAAGUGGACAGCCAGCAGAGGGCGAUCUAAUUGUGAUUAAUUAACAGAUUAAAUCAAACUUUUAGUUUAAAACUGACAAUAUUGGCUUGAAUAAAUGCAGCACCGGGAGGACCUUUCUGCAAGUGACAGCUCAAGAAUGUUACGCUAGUAAAUGGUAAGGAUGUAACAAUACCCAAAUCUUGCUGUACACAAUUAUAUUUUUAAUUUUACUUUGGAGAGGCUAAAAAGAAUUGUAGAUAGACUACUUUUCCUUUUUUAAAAGCCUGUAAAAUAGUUCAGUGUGAAUCUUUACUGGCAUAAUCCAAAUAACUGUGAUUUAAAAGCGGUUAGUAACAGUUAUUCGUUCAUUCAGUAUGUACUGAAAUGGAGCUUUACAGUCCCGCCCACUUCGAAGUCUGCUCUGGUUCCAGAAGUAAGUUUUCCAUAAAGUUUUCCCAUACACUAUUCGGAAUAUUUUAACAUUAAGAGUUCAAAGACACAAUGUAGGCUAACCACCUACGUAGUAACUAGUAUCCAUAACACGUCCAAAAAGCACAUUUAAAACACACGAACAGCAAAAUGUUUUAAGAGCUUACACAAUAGAUCUUGUGGUUAGUGUUUAGUUACCUCAUCGCUGAUCAGCUGAGCAAGUUUUCAACCUUUCAUAUACAUUUUGUAUAGAGCAAAGGAUCAUGGUCUUUGUAAUUCCCUGUUUGUCCAUCAAAAGGAACAAGGAAAGUUCAAGGAACUUGUAAUUUGACUUAUUGUGACAUCCACAAUAUUACUAAGAGACUUUUGGCGAUCGGUCACGAUAUAUUGGUUAUUGUUACAUCCUGAGUAAGUGGGAGAUAUACUUUCUUUUGGUAGUAUAGAGCACAGUUUAUCAGACUACUGUUACCCACACAGUACAGAUCAGCUCCGUCUGAACAUGAUAGCUAAAUCAUAAUGACAACUCACUCAAUUGGCAUUUACUUGGCAAUGACUCAGAUUUAAAGCAUCUUUAAGCACAUAUAAAACAUUCAUUUGUAUAUUUUGAUUGAUUUUUCAAUAUUUUCAUUUUUAAUAACUACACCUUGAUUUUCUGUCAACCUUACACAUUUUUACAGUUUAGGGGAUUCUACAAGCAUCAAAUUUCAGCAUGUUUGCAAAGUACAGGUUAGCAUGCCUCAGUACAUUUCCUCAUAUUGUAAAUAAUUGGCGAUAUUUACGUUAACAAAAACAGGAUGAACUUAAUAAAGUGGUAACUGGCAAGUGAAUGUGCAAAGGACCAAGUAUGAACAUAGGCCUGUCACGAUUAUUACUUUAUCGUCUUGUAACUGAUAGCUGGAACACUAUAUUUUGGGGCUUCUGUACAUUUUCUUUGCAAAUGUGUGGAGUUUUUUGUCAAUAUUUUUGUAAAACUAUAUAUGUUGUAGAGGGUUGAAUAAGUAACGUCUAUGGCUAGUUAUUGGUUCAUUUUGCUGGUUUAUUUCUCACAUCUUGAGCAUUUAAAUCGUAAUGGUACUGUGCAUUUAAAAAAAGCUUUAUUUGUAAUUGGGAUUAGCCUGCUUUAUAGUUAUUGUGUCAGAGGUAGGGUUGCCAAAAGUAUCGAAAAUCAGAUGCUUAUUUGGGCAAGUAUGAUACUAAAAAGUCACAUUCACAGGACAAAAAUGAACCUUUCCUCAGUGCUUUAGAUGAUCUUGAGCUGUAUCAGAACUACUAUAAUAGCACAUAGACUAGUGUACACCUGUGGACCACUAUGGAACCUACCGACUGAGGGAUUACACAGAUAUAACGCCACGUGGUAAUAUAAAAGAAAUGGUAUUACCGGUAUUUAAUGCUGAAAAUCACAUUCUAUUGUCUAAAGAAAGAGGUUGUGGUAUCGGAUUUGGCAUUGAGUCUAUUCCUUAGUAUUAAAAUUGAGUUUGUAAUUUUAGCAUCGUGACAAAACUAGUCAGAGUCAAGUAGUUUUAAUAUUAUUGUUUAUUUCCAUAUUUUUCUGUAGCUUCAAAAAUGAUUGUGACAGGCCUAUGAACACCAUGCACAGUUAUUACAUUUUAGUAAACUAACUAAGCAGCUGUUCACUGUACUAUGGAACUUUUAUCUACUGUAUAUUUAAUUAAUUUUUUGUUAAUUGUUUUUAGCUUUUAGACUCUAUUCACUCUUGCAGCUUCAGCUUCCAGGUAACUCAUGCAGGGAUAUAUGUGUAAGUUAGAUUUAUAAAGCAAAGUCAUCACUCUUAGAGCCUAUGGUGCACAUGAGCAGCUCGAGCAUGUUGCAUUGCCUUAUUUUAUUUUUGUAAAGAAGACUGACACCAGAGCGGGUCUUAAUGUUUCUCAUCGGAGUUUAUUCAUCUGUAAAUCUUGAAUAAAUCUUUCAGAUAAAAUGGCA